Messenger RNA from Dujonia railenensis, 1575 nucleotides. The record is from the annotation of a GenBank genome assembly. NCBI's taxonomy places the organism in Eukaryota, Fungi, Ascomycota, Pichiomycetes, Serinales, Debaryomycetaceae.
AUGCCAUUAUAUAGAGAAGAUAACUACUUGGUGGUGCAUCCAGGGUCGCAAAACACGUUGUUUUCCUUCGGGUUGCAGGAUUCAUUGUCACCACCCCAAUACAAAAUCCCCUCGAGAGUUUUCCAGGAUCCAGUAACGAAAGCAUUCAGGUCAACCAAGGAGGAACCAAAGCCAAAAGCUGAGCCAGCCAAGGUGGAAGAGCCCAAAAUUGAAGAGGGCCAAGCAAAAAUCGAAAUUCAAAAUGGCCAGACCACUGCUGCCCAAAAUGGAGGAAGUGUAGAAGCACAAGCACCUUUAACAGGUUCUGAAAAACCUUGGACAGAAAUUUACCCUAUUCAAAAGGGUAAAAUAGUCGACUUGGAUGCAUUCAAUUACCUCCUUAAGGUAAUCCUUCAGAGUGUAAUCACCAAAAACCCCAUCAUUACCAUCAACCAGAUCCCACUUCUUAUCAUAUCGUCCAACUUGACUUGGCUGAGAAACACUACCGAAUCUGUAACCAAAUAUGUAUUAGAGUCACUCGAAUUUCCAGCUUUCAACUUGGUUGAUCUUCUGACAGCUGCUACCUUCGGGUUAGGAAUUUCGACGUCGUCUUGUGUUGUGAACAUAGGCCAUGAAAACACUCAGAUAAUGCCUGUGAUCAACUACCAGUCUAUAAAGUUUGCUGGUAAGUAUUUGAGCGACGUGGGUGGUAAGCUCAUUGAUGAAGAGAUUUCGAAGAAUUUGCCUAAAUUGCUGGAAUCACAGAUUGAAGCUUUGAAGAAGAGUGGGAUAUAUGAAGUAGUCCUUACAGGUGAUGAGUCGUCGUUUUACUCUAUCUCUGACUUGCAGAAGUCAAAUGUAGAAGAUGGGAUCAACGGGUCUGAAGACGAUGACGACUUUGACGUUGCCAAGUUGGUUGCAGAUCUGGGACCAGGAAACGAAGCCCAGGCUGUGACUGACCAUGAUGACUCCAAACCAAACAAUGAAUUGGAGAAGAAUUUCUUUGUUGAUCCCGAGACCAACGAGAAGGUUUGGGUUGGAAAGGAAAGAUUCCAAGGUGCCGAAAACUUAAUCUCCCUUGUGGCCAAUGCCAUCUAUAAAUCAAUUUCACAGAUCCCCAAUUUGGAGAAGAGACAGGAAUGUUUCGACAAUUUGAUAUUUGUUGGAUCUACGUUCAAAAUCCCUGGUUUCAAGAGAGCGUUGUUGAUUCGUCUCAUUACUGAAUACCUUGUACGUGCACCUACUGACACCAAGAAUGGAGGCUACAACAAGGAUGAGGAGAAUUUAAGCAGAGUCAAUGCCGCCAUCUUAGCCUAUCAACAAACGGGAGACUCCAGCGCCGAUGUAGAAGAGUCCAAUUACAUAUCGCUGCAAGUCCCCACGCUGAUAAAGACCGUCAAGUUACCAGACUACUUCCCAGAAUGGAAGAAACCCAAGGAAAAGGGCGGUUCUUGGGAAGACGUCUAUUUCCUUGGAGGCGAGAUUUAUGCCAAGCAGAUCUUUGGGGGAAAUCUGAACCACAACGGGGAGAUGUUUAUUGAUAACGAUAUAUAUGAAGAAAAGGGGCCGCUGGGAAUAUGGGAUGUGACGGUGUGA